This is a messenger RNA of Colletotrichum orchidophilum, 1269 nucleotides long. RefSeq lists its product as uncharacterized. NCBI's taxonomy places the organism in Eukaryota, Fungi, Ascomycota, Sordariomycetes, Glomerellales, Glomerellaceae. The record is from RefSeq and is a predicted model, not a curated record. Bases 1 to 1269 code for a protein of 422 amino acids. The transcript is spliced from 5 exons.
AUGAAAAUCAACGGUGCACUUUUCGCUCGUCUGGCGCUGCCGACGAAUGGCACUGUUCGGCCAGAGGAUGUCAUCCAGACCGAGAUCGUGCCCCUCGCCGACCGGGCGGUUUCGAUAGUCGUUUGUAACGUGCUGCUCGUGUUGCUCACAGGAGUAUGGACGGGCAUGCGGCUUUACAGCCGGCGGAAGAAGGGACAGUCUUUCACCGUCGAAGAUUACAUGACUGUUGUUGCCCUGAUUGCCUUUUAUGGGCUGGUAGCCUGUAAUUUCGUCAUGGUUUACCUAGGGGGAACUGGGCAUCAUGUCUUGACCCUCCAGCCCUACCACAUCACACGCAUGUCAAAGGCCGCGUACGGUGUCCAGACCCUCUUCGCCAUCUGCCUCGGCUUCAUCAAGAUCGGCAUCACCAUCAUGCUCCAGCGCAUCUUCUUCGUGCGGAAGUUCGUGAUCGCGGCCCGCAUCACCAUGGGCCUCUGCGUCUGCUGGAUGCUCUUCACGAUCCUCAUCGGCAUCUUCAUCUGCCAGCCCGUGGCCAUGAACUGGGACCCGGAGACACCCGGUGGCUGGUGCGGUGACCAGAACGCCGGCUUCGCCGCCGUGGGCUUCUUUGACCUCGCGACCGACCUCAUAAUCCUCGUGCUUCCGAUCCCCAUGGUCUACAAUCUGCAACUGCGAUUGCCGCACAAGGUGGCUUUGUACGCCAUCUUUGGUGCCGGCGCUCUAACAAUGAUCUUCGCUGCCAUACGCCUGAAGAAUGUCCUGUCAAUGGACUUCACCGACGUGACCUAUUCCCAAGUCGGUGUCGUGCUGAUGGGGACCCUCGAGCCUGGCGUCGCGAUCAUAGUAUCGAGCAGCCCCCUCCUGAAACCGAUAUUCGACGCCACCUUUGGCCGCUUCUGGACCCUCCGCGGCUCCACGGCGAGAUCCGGCGGCUCCGGGGCAGCCUCCGCGAAGCCGACAACUCUCCAGACGAUUGGCCAAUCCGGGCUACUCGGGUCGAAGCUCUCCAGGGCCGCGGCCGGUAGCGGAGGAGGAGGCAGGUUCAGCCAGAUGCCCUCGACCUACAGCGACGACGAUGACGUGGAAUUGGAUAGGCUGCGGGAGAAGAGGCAUGAUGUAGCGGUUAUGGUGGCUAAUGGGAACCAGUCGGAAGACAGCGUGGUGAGGGACUUCAAGGGGAGAGGGGAUGAUGCUUCGGGCUCCGAGGUUGGGAUCUUGGUGACGAGCAAGACGAGCAUUGUGAGCGAGGUCAGGGGGAAAGGGAACUAA